GGUCCUGGUCUUUGGCUUCUCGACUCGGUCCUGUUUCGACAGCGAACAUGUCUCGGCCUGUCAGAAAUAGGAAGGUCGUUGAUUAUUCACAGUUUCAGGAGUCUGAUGAUGCAGAUGAAGAUUAUGGAAGAGAUUCAGGUCCUCCCACUAAGAAAAUCCGAUCAUCUCCUCGAGAAGCUAAAAAUAAGAGGCGAUCUGGAAAGAAUUCACAGGAAGACAGUGAAGACUCAGAAGAGAAAGAUGUGAAGGCCAAGAAGGAGGACUCUCAUUCCGCAGAGGACAGUGAAGAUGAAAAAGAUGAUCAUAAAAAUGUAUGCCAACAGAGGCAGGCAGCAUCUAAAGCAGCUUCUAAACAGAGAGAGAUGCUCCUGGAAGAUGCGGGUAGUGAGGAGGAGCAAGAGGAAGAGGACGAGGCACCAUUCCAGGAGAAAGAUUCUGGCAGUGAUGAGGAUUUCCUAAUGGAAGACGAUGAUGACAGUGACUAUGGCAGUUCAAAAAAGAAAAACAAAAAGAUGGUUAAGAAAUCCAAACCUGAGCGAAAAGAAAAGAAAAUGCCCAAACCGAGGCUAAAGGCUACAGUGACACCGAGUCCAGUGAAAGGCAAAGGGAAAGUGGGUCGCCCCACAGCUUCCAAGGCAUCAAAGGAAAAGACUCCUUCUCCCAAAGAAGAAGAUGAGGAACCUGAAAGCCCUCCAGAGAAGAAGACAUCGGCAAGCCCUCCACCCGAGAAGUCUGGAGACGAAGGGUCUGAAGAUGAAGCCCAGUCUGGGGAGGAUUAAAAAUGCUUGUAGUUUGGGGAGAGAUUUUAUUAAAAAAAAAAAAGAAAGAAAGAAAAAGAAGAAGAAAGAGGGGAAAAGAGAACCUACUUAAGAUAGAACAUGGUUUGGCUAUGGCUUGACUCAUGGGCUUUCAGUGCUUUUUUUCUAUUUGUUGAAUAUAAUUUUUUUUCUCUCCCUCUCUUUCCCCUCCCUCUCAUUCACUCUUCCUCUUUUUCUCCAGAAACCAUUGUAUAUGGAAGUGUUUAAGUUACCUUUGUGUCUGUUGGCCUUCUCUUUGCUACCACCCCUGUUUCCCAAUGAAAGCCAUGUCACAUUAAUCACUGGACUGACUGCUCCAUCUUUUUCUUUUUAACGGAAGAUGUACCACAUGUGUGAAGCAAUAAGAUCUGAGAUGGAGACAAUGGGAAGAACUUCACUUUUGGUUAAAAUGACAUAGCAAGUUGAACAGUAAUCAAAAAACAUAGACAGAUUUUAGGUAAAAAUAAUUGCUUCUUUCUCUACCUGGACUUCUAAAAAAUCAAUUGUCAUCUAAUAUGAGUUUAUAUAUCUAUAUGCUAAGUAUAAAUGUCUAAAAAAAAAAA
This is a messenger RNA of Octodon degus (degu), 1360 nucleotides long. RefSeq names its product nuclear ubiquitous casein and cyclin-dependent kinase substrate 1. Gene Ontology annotation, cellular component: cytoplasm. NCBI's taxonomy places the organism in Eukaryota, Metazoa, Chordata, Mammalia, Rodentia, Octodontidae. The record is from RefSeq and is a predicted model, not a curated record. Gene Ontology annotation, biological process: double-strand break repair via homologous recombination; interstrand cross-link repair. Gene Ontology annotation, molecular function: double-stranded DNA binding; single-stranded DNA binding. The transcript has a single exon. Bases 48 to 779 code for a protein of 243 amino acids.